AUGCUGCCGCUCGACUGCUUUCCUCAGAACUACCUGUCGCCUUCGCCCGCUCACGGCGUGCCGGGUUCGCUCUUCACGUGGUGCGCGCCUUUGCGCGCGCCGUCUCCCCUCCUCCUCGCCGUACCCGUCCCGCCAUCGCGCACAAGGGACAAGUACAGCAGCUUCGUCUGGAACGCGAGCAUCCUUCUCGCGGACAAGAUCGCGGCCAAGGAGAUCGAGGUCGAGGGCAAGCGCGUGCUCGAGCUCGGCGCUGGUUUGGGUUUGCCAGGACUCGUCGCGGCGCACGUCGGCGCCGACUUGGUCGUCCUCACCGAUUACGACGAGUCCGCCGCCCUCGACGACACGGCCCGUGCGGUCGACGAAGCGCUGCCGGUCGGCCUGCAGCGCAAAGUUUACGUCGUCCCGCACACCUGGGGGACUCGUAUCGACUCGCUGCUCAGCCUCGCGCCCUCGUACGACCUCGUCCUCGUCGCCGACUGCGUCUGGUCGCCGGCGCUGCACGCGUCACUUGUCGACUCUCUGCGCGCGCUCCUCUCCGCGAGCCCGCACGCGACGGUCUGCUUCUCGACCGGGUUCCACACUGGCCGCAAGCAGGUCGCGAACUUUCUCGCCGCCGCAGCAGACGCACACAUCGUCCCGGUCAACGAGAAGGAGUGGGCCGUCGGCGAGACGAAAGCUGUGCGAGGCUAG
Molecule: messenger RNA, 690 nt
Organism: Rhodotorula graminis WP1
Lineage: Eukaryota; Fungi; Basidiomycota; Microbotryomycetes; Sporidiobolales; Sporidiobolaceae
Exons: 4
Coding region: 1-690 (229 amino acids)
Biological process (GO): peptidyl-lysine dimethylation
Molecular function (GO): protein-lysine N-methyltransferase activity
Source: RefSeq, a predicted model, not a curated record